Molecule: messenger RNA, 219 nt
Organism: Gongylonema pulchrum
Lineage: Eukaryota; Metazoa; Nematoda; Chromadorea; Rhabditida; Gongylonematidae
Source: the annotation of a GenBank genome assembly
AUACCUAAAGAUCCUCCGAUGGAAGGUCAACCAUGGGAUGAGAUCUUCAAGGAUGUCGAUAAAGUGGCCAUUAGUGGUAACACACAUUGGCAGCAUCCCAAUUUCUACGCCUAUUAUCCAACUGCUUGCUCAUACCAGGCUAUUAUGGGCGAUAUCCUUAGUGAUGGACUUGCCAGCAUUGGAUUUAGCUGGGUAAGUUUCAUGCAUUUUCGGUGCUAA